Stomoxys calcitrans (stable fly) is the source of this 656-nucleotide messenger RNA. RefSeq names its product attacin-A. Gene Ontology annotation, biological process: defense response to bacterium. Gene Ontology annotation, cellular component: extracellular region. Lineage: Eukaryota; Metazoa; Arthropoda; Insecta; Diptera; Muscidae. The transcript has 2 exons. The record is from RefSeq and is a predicted model, not a curated record. Bases 1 to 582 code for a protein of 193 amino acids.
AUGUCCUUAAACAUCGGUGGAACUGCAACAGACAAUGCCAAAGGAGGUCAUGACAUUAAUGUCAAGGCCAUGGGUCAAGUUGGUGAUUGGGAAGAAAAAUUGGGAGCAACCGCUGGUGUCUUUGCCCAAGGCAAUAAUAAAAAGGGUCCCGCUACAACGGGAGCCUUUGCAGAAUUGAGUUCCAACGGCCAUGGUUUGGGUAUACAACACAGCAAUACCCAUGGCGUUAGUAAAUCAAUGGGUGAAAAUUUGCGCAUUAAUGCUUUUAAAAACGAUCAACACUCGGUGGAUCUUAAUGCCUUUCAUAAUCGUACACAAAUGCAGAAUGGUUUGAAAUUUGAUUCGGUGGGAGCGAAUGCUGGCUGGUCACAUGCCCAGGGUCAUUCGGCUACGGUGGGUGUAACACAAAUUCCCAAAUUUGGUGUUACCACCAUGGGUGCCACUGGCACCGCCAACUUAUGGACUUCUCCCAAUCAGGCAUCAUCCCUUAAUAUGAAUGCCUUUGGCAAUCAACAUUUGAGUGGACCAUUCCAAGGAAAACGUGAUUUUGGUGGUGGUUUGGGUUUUACACAUAAAUUUUAAACAUUUCAUAUCGGAUUUCUAUAUUUUAUUAUAACUAUAAGCGGGUUUCUCUUAGGUAAUGUGAAUAUCGAAUA